This is a messenger RNA of Daucus carota subsp. sativus, 339 nucleotides long. RefSeq lists its product as uncharacterized. Lineage: Eukaryota; Viridiplantae; Streptophyta; Magnoliopsida; Apiales; Apiaceae. The record is from RefSeq and is a predicted model, not a curated record. Bases 1 to 339 code for a protein of 112 amino acids. The transcript has 2 exons.
AUGGAGGAUAUUCAUGGCUCGUGGGAAGGAUCAUACGAGGACUUGCCACAUUUGAUGGAAGUUCUUCAGUCCUUCAAUGUGGGCACGAAGGUGGAUUGGUGCUUUAGGGAGGAUGAUGCAGAGCAACUAGAGGAAGUGACAUUUAGGAGAUUGUUCUGGGCUUUUAAGCCAUGCAUUGAUGGCUUCGAGUAUUGCAGACCCGUCAUACUGAUAGACGGGACUCAUUUGAAUGGACCAUAUCCGGGUGUUCUUCUGAGUGCAACAGCUGUAGAUGGAUUUAGUCACAUUCUUGAUUCUACCAUUGGCGUUUGCUAUAGUGGAGUCGGAGAACAACUCUAG